This is a messenger RNA of Trichoderma atroviride IMI 206040, 666 nucleotides long. NCBI's taxonomy places the organism in Eukaryota, Fungi, Ascomycota, Sordariomycetes, Hypocreales, Hypocreaceae. The record is from RefSeq and is a predicted model, not a curated record.
AUGAGCUCUGUUCAAAGGAGCCAGAUCAUUCGGGCACCAUCCGAGGAGCCCGUCAACAACGUCAAGUCUCUAUUUCUCGCAGGCACAACCACCGCCGUCGACAAUGUGGACUGGCGCGAAACGUUAUCUGCCUCACUCUCCAUGUACCCGAUAACCAUCUUCAACCCAAACCGCCCAGAUUGGGACAACACAUGGCGUGAGGACAUCACCUUUGACCCGUAUCGGGAACAGGUCUUGUGGGAGCUCGACAAGCAGGACAAGGCUGACCUUGUCGUGGUGUAUUUUCAUCCAGCUACGGUGGCUCCUAUAAGUCUGCUAGAAUUUGGGCUUUCUGCACGGACUCCAGGCAAAGUCGUCGCUGUAGCUCCACAGGGCUAUUCGAAGAGAGGAAACGUGCAAAUUGUUUGUCACAAGUAUGGAAUUGAGUUCCUGGAUAAUAUCGAGAAAUUGCAUGAGACUGUCAUAAAUAAGUUAUCCCUUGAAUAACUAUCCAAUAUUCCCUAGUGCCUAUGAAGGCUAUGAUAACACCGCAACCUCGGCGGGAUCCUUCGCAAACUCUGGGGAACUUUGAGUUAGUUUGCGGGAGCAACAAAGUGUCAAUGAGGGACUUGGUUGUACCAAGACUGGGCGGGAUAUAGUUUAAUAGAUGUAUAUUGUCUCUGAAGA